CCGGGAGGCGAGGGCGGGCUGGGCGGAUUUGACGAGAGCCGCGGCGGUUGGCGAAGCGGACGGGGCGCAGCCUCUCCGGUGUGAAGAGCAGUCCCCACUGACAGAUCCCCUUCUUCCGGCCGCGCCACCCGGGAGGCGGAUCCCCGGGGCCUGAGGAGGCUUCCUCGGCCCGGGCCUCCCUCCCUCUCCUACGAGUCACCCGGGCGGCCUGGGAGGAGGAGGAGGAGAAGGAAGUCGUCGGGGGCGGCGGCGGGCAGAGAACCCGCUCCUCCUUUCCCAGCGGCGGCGGCGGGGGCAGGACAAUGGAGGUGGCUGUAGAGAAGGCGGCGACGGCGGCCGCGGCGGCUUCGGCGGCGGCCGCCGGGGGGCCCUCGGCUCCGCCGAGCGGGGAGAACGAGGCCGAGAGUCGGCAGGGCCCCGACUCGGAGCGCGGAGGCGAGGCGGCCCGGCUCAACCUGUUGGACACUUGCGCCGUGUGUCACCAGAACAUCCAGAGCCGGGCGCCCAAGCUGCUGCCCUGCCUGCACUCCUUCUGCCAGCGCUGCCUGCCCGCGCCCCAGCGCUACCUCAUGCUGCCCGCCCCCAUGCUGGGCUCGGCCGAGACCCCGCCGCCCGUCCCCGCCCCCGGCUCGCCGGUCAGCGGCUCCUCGCCGUUCGCUACCCAAGUGGGAGUCAUUCGAUGUCCAGUUUGCAGCCAAGAAUGUGCCGAGAGACACAUCAUAGAUAAUUUUUUUGUGAAGGACACUACUGAGGUUCCCAGCAGUACAGUAGAAAAGUCUAAUCAGGUAUGUACAAGCUGUGAGGACAAUGCAGAAGCUAAUGGGUUUUGUGUAGAGUGUGUUGAAUGGCUCUGCAAGACAUGCAUCAGAGCUCAUCAAAGGGUGAAAUUCACAAAAGACCACACUGUGAGACAGAAAGAGGAAGUAUCUCCAGAGGCAGUUGGUGUGACCAGUCAGCGACCAGUGUUUUGUCCUUUUCAUAAGAAGGAGCAGCUGAAACUUUACUGUGAAACAUGUGACAAACUGACAUGUCGGGACUGCCAGUUAUUAGAACAUAAAGAGCACAGAUAUCAAUUUAUAGAAGAAGCUUUUCAGAAUCAGAAAGUGAUCAUAGAUACACUAAUCACCAAACUGAUGGAAAAAACAAAAUACAUAAAAUUCACAGGAAAUCAAAUCCAAAACAGGAUAAUUGAAGUAAAUCAAAAUCAGAAGCAGGUGGAACAGGAUAUUAAAGUUGCCAUAUUUACAUUGAUGGUAGAAAUAAAUAAAAAAGGAAAAGCUCUACUGCAUCAGCUUGAGAGUCUUGCAAAAGAUCAUCGAAUGAAACUUAUGCAACAGCAGCAGGAAGUGGCUGGACUUUCUAAACAGUUGGAACAUGUCAUGCAUUUUUCUAAAUGGGCAGUUUCCAGUGGCAGCAGUACAGCAUUACUUUAUAGCAAGCGACUGAUUACAUACCGGUUACGGCACCUCCUUCGAGCAAGGUGUGAUGCUUCCCCAGUGACCAACAAUACCAUCCAAUUUCACUGUGAUCCUAGUUUCUGGGCUCAAAAUAUUAUCAAUUUAGGUUCUUUAGUAAUCGAAGAUAAAGAGAGUCAACCACAAAUGCCUAAGCAGAAUCCUGUCAUGGAACAGAAUUCACAGCCACCAGGUGGUUUAUCUUCAAACCAGUUAUCCAAGUUUCCAACACAGAUCAGCCUAGCUCAAUUACGACUCCAGCAUAUGCAGCAACAGCAACCUCCUCCACGUUUGAUAAAUUUUCAAAAUCACAGCCCCAAACCCAAUGGACCAGUUCUUCCUCCUCAUCCUCAACAGCUAAGAUAUCCACCAAACCAGAAUAUGCCACGACAAGCGAUAAAGCCCAACCCCCUGCAGAUGGCUUUCCUGGCUCAACAAGCCAUAAAACAGUGGCAGAUCAGCAGUGGGCAGGCCGCCCCGUCACCUGCCAACAGCACGUCCUCUACUCCAUCCAGUCCCACCAUUACUAGUGCAGCAGGGUGUGAUGGGAAGGCCUUUGGGUCGCCUAUGAUUGAUCUGAGCUCACCCGUGGGAGGUCCCUAUAAUCUUCCUUCUCUUCCAGAUAUUGACUGCUCAAGUACUAUUAUGCUGGACAAUAUUGUGAGGAAAGAUACUAGUACAGAUCAUGGCCAGCCGAGACCACCCUCAAACAGAACCGUCCAGUCACCGAAUUCAUCAGUGCCAUCUCCAGGCCUUGCAGGACCUGUUACUAUGACAAGUGUACACCCACCAAUACGUUCACCUAGUGCCUCCAGCGUUGGGAGCCGAGGAAGCUCUGGCUCUUCCAGCAAACCAGCAGGAGCUGAUUCUACACACAAAGUCCCAGUGGUCAUGUUGGAGCCAAUCCGAAUAAAACAAGAAAACAGUGGACCACCUGAAAAUUAUGAUUUUCCUGUUGUUAUAGUGAAACAAGAAUCAGAUGAAGAAUCUAGGGCUCAAAAUACCAACUAUCCAAGAAGCAUACUCACCUCCCUGCUCUUAAAUAGCAGUCAGAGCUCUGCAUCUGAAGAGUCUGUGUUAAGAUCAGAUGCCCCUGAUAGCACAGGAGAUCAACCUGGACUUAACCAGGAAAAUUCCUCAAAUGGAAAGUCUGAGUGGCUAGAUGCCUCGCAGAAGUCACCCCUUCACGUUGGAGAGACAAGGAAAGAGGAUGACCCCAAUGAGGACUGGUGUGCAGUUUGUCAGAACGGAGGGGAACUCCUAUGCUGUGAGAAAUGUCCCAAAGUAUUCCACCUCUCUUGUCAUGUGCCCACAUUGGCAAAUUUUCCAAGUGGAGAGUGGAUUUGCACUUUCUGCCGAGACUUAUCUAAACCAGAGGUUGAAUAUGAUUGUGAUGCUCCCGUUCACAACUCAGAAAAAAAGAAAACUGAAGGCCUUAUCAAACUAACGCCAAUAGAUAAAAGGAAGUGUGAACGCCUACUUUUAUUUCUUUAUUGCCAUGAAAUGAGCCUGGCUUUUCAAGACCCAGUUCCUCUAACUGUGCCUGAUUAUUACAAAAUAAUUAAAAAUCCAAUGGACUUGUCAACCAUCAAGAAAAGACUACAAGAAGAUUAUUCCAUGUAUACAAAGCCUGAAGAUUUUGUAGCUGAUUUUAGAUUGAUCUUUCAAAACUGUGCUGAAUUCAAUGAGCCUGAUUCAGAAGUAGCCAAUGCUGGUAUAAAACUUGAAAGCUAUUUUGAAGAACUUCUGAAGAACCUUUAUCCAGAAAAACGGUUUCCUAAAGUAGAAUUCAGGAAUGAAUCAGAAGAUAAUAAAUUUAGUGAUGACUCAGAUGAUGACUUUGUACAGCCCCGGAAGAAACGCCUCAAAAGCAUAGAGGAACGCCAGUUGCUUAAAUAAGCAACACCACUGGCGUGUGCUGGUUUUUAGAUUUUUUUUGUUUUCAAAAAACAUUUUGUCAGUAAUUUAACAUCAUUACCAAGAAGAGCUUGUGACCACUUUAAGUUUUCAAUGUUUACUAGACUCUGAUUUCCUUAAUAACCCAUUUCUUUUAACCUUCUUAUUAAGAAAGAAAGAAAAAGAGGGAGGAAGGAAGGAGAAAGGAAGAAAGAAAGAAGCAUCAACAACAGAAUAAAAAGACAUUCUCCCCACUUAUUGGGUUUCAAACUGCAGUCUGGAGUGAUAGCAACUAUAGAAAGGAAAUAGACUUUGUAUGAACUCUAAGUUGAAAAUUUAAUGUGGUUUGGAUGCGUGCGUUAAUCCAUUUUUAGAAAAUACCACUACUCAUUAACUAUGGACCAACCAUGAGUUAGGUGUACUGUACAUAAGAGCAGUACUCCAAUGAGUAUGAGUGGUAAUAAGAGUUCUAUCCUAGGAUGCCCCCUGGUGCAACGAAAAAGUAGAUUAGAUGCUAUUAAGAAGGCACCUAAUAGUAUAUCAUGUAAGAUGGCAAUUGUAUUAAAGAAAAAGGAAAACAGAUGUUUGAUUUUUGUUUUUGUUUUUUUCUUGUCUAUAGAGGUGUGUUUGGUAUAGCAGGUUUUCAAGCCCAUUUUUCGUACAUUUCUAAACCUACCUUCCACUGAGGAAGUAAGUGUACUCGUUUGGUUUUGCUGUGUGUCUAUGUGUGGUUUGUUGUUUGCUUUUUAACUGUGCAGGUGAUCCUUUUAUAACAAGACUCAUUGUUUGCAGUAUGGCUUUUAGUGGAGCUAUCCAGAAUAUGCAAUACAGCAGUGUGUGCCGUAUUUGAUGUAAGGAUUCUUCAGCGUAUACCCUAUUGGGCAUUAAAUAUAAAUUCCCCUGAAAGGGACCAGUUUUUGUGGUUUUCAUCUGUCUUCAUAAAUUGGAAUGAAAUGUGUUUUGGAAUUUGGGAGCAGGCAACUGGAGGAAAUUAGAGUGAAAUUUACAAUUUUUUCUGAAGCAUCUAUUUCCCAUUCUUCAGAGUCAGAACCUCAAACUGAAUCUUUCAUCUGACUUAAUUCUGGACUUCAUUUUCAUUCUCCUGAUAGAGAUACAAAAGACCUACCUUCUGAGGGCAAACAUAUUCUUAAUGGGUCAGACCUAGCUAGUUUACUGACUUUCAUUUAUUCCUUUUACUUGUUGUUCAGUAUCAGAGAAGGAAACUAGGUUAAGAUAGAAGAAAAUUAUUGUGCCAUUUGCUAACCUAACAUUUGACAGUAUAUUUAUAUGUGAACUUUUUUAGUUUGCCAAAGUAAACCUUUAUUUAUAAAACAUUAAUUGGCUGAGGAAAUUUUCCUCUCUAGGCUGAUAGAAUAAAAAUAUAGCUGACUUGAAAGAAUUUUACCUUUGGAUAGUGUCAUCUCCCAUGAAUUAAACCUAGAGGAUUUGCUUGUAUCCACAUGGCAUUAGUUCUUAAGAUGGACAAUUUGAAAAUAUCCUGUGGCUAAGUCAUUGGGUUUCAGAUACUGCUAAAGAUAAAAUGAGAAAAGAACUUACUGGCAAGAGCAUCUCACUUUCUGUGUAGACUUAGGUUUAGUCCAUAGUAUGUCAGUUAUGUACUAAAGGUUAAAAAGUCUUAAUCACUUUUCCAAAUAUGUGUUUCAGGGUAGUUGUUGUUGUUGUUGUAUUGUUUUGAACAUGUGUUUGACAUUUGUUCUCCAAAGACUUGAACAAAUUUUGAUAAUAGUGCAUAUACCACCAAUUGUCUUCUUUUGCUCCAGCAUUUUUAGCACAGCAGCCGUGGAGCUUUUCCUAAUAAGUUUAUUGUUUUUAUCUUAGAAUACUAUUCUUAUGAUAGUUUUUUCUUCGAUACUUGUCUCCUGAGUUAAAGCAGGGCACCACAGGUAAAUUUUGAGGAUGAUCACAAAGGGAAGUAGCACUUAAGAGAGAAAAAUUAUAAUUUUGUAAAUGCAUCUGAGCCAGAAUUUCUACUAAUGUACCCAAAACUUUCACUGUUAUUAUUCAGUGCCAUAUUAAUCUUUUCAAACAAUAUUUUUCUUUCACCUUUAUCAUUUUUUUGCGGAAUGAAAGGCACUUGAAAACCAUCUUUCCUGUAAUCAUACAUAAUAUAUACUAAAAGUGUUUCUCCAAAUAACAUUUUCUUAAUGGUCUUAAAAUUAAAGUCCUACGACCUUAUUAACAGGUGCCUGUGUGUCCAGGUGGAUCCCAGCAAAGUAGUCCUUAAAUUAUAAUAGUAGUAAGCUAUAAGAUGAGCCUAACUAUACCUCAUGCCCAUUUGGAGAGAAUUCCUUUCAAAAGGUCAGUGCCACUCAAGCAACCUUGACCUAAACUUAAAAAACUCCAGUGUUUACCUCUGAUCGAAAACUCCAGGAGAUUACCCUCUGGAUUUAGAACCAAUAGCCUCAUGUCAUAUCUGCAAGACCCCCAAUGCUGAAUGGGAUCACAUGAUGAGCAGGCCAUGUGGCAGCUAGAAUAUACUCAAUCCUGGGAAACUCAUCGAAAGCUUUCCCAGGUGCCAAGCAUCUGAUCUUUCCAGCAAAAAGGAAACCCAGUACACAGUUAGUGACUUAACAUGGCUUUGGUAGAAGUAUAAAUGGAUAAUGUAUACCAUAUUAAAUUCAAAAUACUAUUGUACAUCAGCACCUGGCAAUGCAGUUAUUUUGUCCUUUGAAUUAACAGGCCCUGCUUAUCUUUUCUGAAUGGAAGCGUAGGAAAUUGGAAGGUCCUGAGAGGAAAAUGUCCUCUUUCCUUGGUAGCUUUGCUUUCUUUUCCAAGCUAAAGAAUAGGCUCCACAUUUUACUACUACACAGUAGUGUAGAUGUAAUACAACUUAGGAAUGCUUUCAAAAAGUUUCACUCCACAGUCAAAAGGGUGAGUAUAUAGCCGAUUGCUCCAUUUAUGAAUUUGCAUUUCAAUUUUCUAUGCUGUUACAGUGUUUAAACUUUUAAAUUGGGGUUCCGUGGAGAGACUCCUUAGACAAUGAAAGGAGGAACUCCUCCUUUUGUUGAGGCCUGAUCUACAAAUGAAUGUGAAUCCCAACAGUAGGUGACUGCACUGAAGCAAAAGGUUUUUAGGUUUAAAUAGAAGAUGUAUUUAUUUUCUGUUUAUCUGUAUCUGUUAUGAAUGAGAGAAAUUGAGUGAUCUGAUUGACCAUUAAAAUUAUGGACAUAACCAUGAGUUCAACCAUCCAAUUAUUGAAAUAGAGGCCCUCAUUUUAAAUAACCAUGCACAUAUUUUUUAAAGUAUUGUAUAACCUCGUGUAAGUUAAGAGUUCGUGUCUUUUUAUUUAUAUUGCCCCUUCAUCUCUGGUCUGAAUUCACUAAAAUUCACAGGUUGGUGGCUCAUGCUCUUGAGUGAGAAUAAUGCUAGCCAAUCAGAUCACAGAUUUCUCUGCCCAUGAAGGUUUCGCUUAUUGUGAAGGGUAUCUGAGACAGUAGUCUUCGUUGUUGUUUUUAAUUUGGGGGAGUCAACUGGUGCUUUGAUUUUAAUAAAAAUCAGCUUUGA
Messenger RNA from Balaenoptera musculus (blue whale), 6875 nucleotides. It is a transcript of the gene TRIM24, whose product is annotated as tripartite motif containing 24. Bases 303 to 3353 code for a protein of 1016 amino acids. The transcript is spliced from 19 exons. The record is from RefSeq and is a predicted model, not a curated record. Gene Ontology annotation, molecular function: zinc ion binding; protein binding. NCBI's taxonomy places the organism in Eukaryota, Metazoa, Chordata, Mammalia, Artiodactyla, Balaenopteridae.